AUCACGGAGACGCCAGUCUGGACAUCCCCGCCUCCUCUGACACUGUCGGGUCCGAUCGGAGAGGGGUCACCGCCUCCUUCAGCGCACAGGAGGGGGGCGGAGCCCGGCUCAGGAUCAUGGAUUUUCCUGGUCACUUUGAACAGAUCUUCCAGCAGCUGAACUACCAGAGACUUCAUGGGCAGCUCUGUGAUUGUGUCAUUGUAGUGGGGAACAGACACUUUAAAGCCCACCGCUCUGUGCUGGCAGCAUGCAGCACACAUUUCCGAGCCCUGUUCUCAGUGGCAGAGGGAGAUCAGACCAUGAAUAUGAUCCAGCUGGAUAGCGAGGUAGUGACAGCAGAGGCCUUUGCUGCACUGAUUGACAUGAUGUAUACCUCCACCCUCAUGCUGGGGGAGAGCAAUGUUAUGGAUGUCUUAUUGGCAGCCUCUCACCUGCAUUUGAACUCUGUUGUUAAGGCGUGUAAACAUUACCUAACGACAAGGACGCUGCCCAUGUCUCCCCCCAGUGAGCGCGUUCAGGAGCAGAGCGCCCGCAUGCAGCGCUCCUUUAUGCUACAGCAGCUGGGACUAAGCAUCGUGAGUUCAGCACUCAAUUCUAGCCAGAGCGGUGAGGAGCAGCCAGCCCCCAUUAGCUCCUCCAUGCGCAAUAACCUGGACCAGCGGACGCCCUUCCCCAUGAGACGCCUUCACAAGCGCAAGCAGUCUGCAGAGGAGCGAGCCAGGCAACGCCUCCGGCCCUCCAUGGAUGAGUCUGCCAUUUCAGCUGUUACUCCAGAGAGCGGGCCUUCAGGGGUCCAUCCUCGGGAAGAGUUCUUUUCCCCAGAUUCUCUGAAAAUUGUGGAUAAUCCGAAAGCCGACGGGAUGACCGACAACCAAGAAGACGGUGCUAUCAUGUUUGACCAGUCUUUCGGCGCUCAAGAAGAUGCCCAGGUGCCCAGCCAGUCUGACAACAGUGGCAACAACAUGGCACAGUUGUCCAUGGCCUCGCGUGCAACUCAGGUUGAAACUAGUUUUGAUCAGGAUGCUGCAACAGAGAAAAGUGGCUUUCCAUGUGACAAUCCUGAAGUUGGCCUUGGUGAGAAGGAGCACAUGAGGGUGGUGGUCAAAUCCGAGCCCUUGAGCUCACCUGAGCCUCAGGAUGAAGUGAGCGAUGUGACCUCACAAGCAGAAGGCAGUGAGUCUGUGGAAGUGGAAGGAGUUGUGGUCAGUGCCGAGAAGAUAGACCUCAGCCCUGAAAGCAGUGAUCGGAGUUUUUCAGAUCCCCAGUCUAGCACGGAUAGGGUAGGUGACAUCCACAUUUUGGAAGUCACAAAUAACCUAGAGCAUAAGUCCACUUUUAGUAUUUCAAAUUUUCUUAACAAGAGCAGAGGAAGCAACUUCAGUGCAAAUCAGAACAAUGAUGAUAAUAUCCCGAACACCACUAGUGACUGCAGGCUGGAGAGCGAGGCCCCUUAUUUGCUGAGUCCUGAAGCUGGGCCUGCGGGCGGGCCCUCCUCUGCUGCUGGCUCCCAUGUGGAGAACCCAUUUAGUGAACCUGCAGACUCCCACUUCGUUAGGCCUAUGCAGGAGGUGAUGGGCCUGCCGUGCGUGCAGACUUCAGGCUACCAAGGAGGAGAACAGUUUGGGAUGGAUUUUUCCAGGUCUGGUUUGGGCCUCCACUCCUCCUUCUCCCGGGUAAUGAUAGGUUCCCCAAGGGGAGGAGCCAGUAACUUUCCAUACUACCGCCGCAUAGCUCCCAAAAUGCCAGUUGUAACUUCUGUCAGGAGCUCACAGAUCCCAGAAAACUCUGCCAGUUCCCAGCUAAUGAUGAAUGGCGCCACAUCCUCCUUUGAAAAUGGCCAUCCUUCCCAGCCUGGCCCUCCACAGUUGACCAGGGCAUCUGCUGAUGUCCUGUCCAAGUGCAAGAAGGCCUUAUCAGAGCACAAUGUUUUGGUUGUGGAGGGAGCUCGCAAGUAUGCCUGCAAAAUCUGCUGCAAAACUUUUCUGACUUUGACAGAUUGCAAGAAGCACAUCCGUGUUCACACAGGUGAAAAACCCUACGCCUGCCUGAAGUGUGGCAAGAGGUUCAGUCAGUCCAGCCACCUGUAUAAACACUCGAAGACUACCUGCCUGCGCUGGCAGAGCAGCAAUCUUCCCAGCACUUUGCUCUAGCCGUUUGUCCUCACGAGACAAUGCAGAGGCCAGUUGUAGGACUGACUCUCUUUUGGUAAGCAGUUAAUGCCAUUGGGGUUGAAGCUUCAGGCUGCCCGGUGGCUAUUGCAAAUUUCAGCGUGAUAAGUGGAGAACUGACACGUGUAGCAUUUAUGCUGCUGCAUUUCUGAAUGAAGUGCACGCCUUGGGAGAGGGAUGCAGUCCCUGAAAGCAAGUUCUUCCUUAGGGUUGAGUAAUGCAGUCAGAAAGUAGUUUGUAAUUGAUGUUGUUAAAAGUGGCACAUUUAAAAAUUUAAAAAUAGAAGUGCAAAAAAAUUUUUUUAGCAAUUUUUGUAAAACUCUGUGAAGGAUUUAAUUAAAUCUCCUAAACCCUCUGAUGGGAAUAUUAUAUCACUGUACAGUGAUGCAAAAAGCACUUAUGUGUAACCAGUGGCGACUUGGUGCCUGUCUAAAAGGAAGGCCCUUGAGGACAUGCCUGUCUGCCACAAAUGCUUUAAAGUGUAUCAUGAGCUAGUCCUAGGCCUCAGAAAGUACUGUAUUUUUUAUUUUUGUCUGAUUUGCAGUCACAGACACUGCACUUUGAUGGUGCUGACACUGUGUCCAGAGAAAGCAUUCUCUUGGACUAUUAGGUGUAUAUACUUUUGAAUACAUCACUGUUGGAUAGAUGUUUUAACAGUUUUUUCUGGUUUUAAAAACAGUUGUAAAUGGAGUAUGUGCUUGUAGAGAGUGACAAGUAGGAUAUUGUUCCUGUAUGUGCUGUUUAGCAGUAUUUUAACCAACUUGUAUCACAGAUGUUACAGUUCCAUGUUAGGAAGUCACAAAAGAGCUUGUGUUUGUCUUUGUUCUGAUGAUGUGGGGUCAUGUUUUGUGGGGUCUUUCUUGGCACAUUUACCCCUUGCUCCAUCCAGACGUCAAGGGCCAGUCCAGGCUGACACAUCGUACCCGAGGACAAGCUCUGCUUCAUUUCUUCACACUCCCAUGCCCCAAGUGGAGUCUCUCCAGGCCUAGAUUACUGUUUUCAAUUACAGACUAACCAAAAAUGCCACCCCUCUCCCAUUAUUACUGUUAUAUACUGUACUCCAGCAGUAUAGACCCUCAACUUUUAUUGUUGUUUCCCUAGUCCAAUACUGAAUGUUGAAAAUUGUUUGAAAUCCAAAAGUAGCAGUGGUCGUGGAUAUUUUCCAGGCUCCGUAAGAGAAUUAGGCAGCCCAUGGCAUAGCCAGGCUAUGCCGUGUAGCGGGUAGCAUCUGAGACUGUUGGAGAGGCAUUUGGGUCACUGUGGGCCCGCCGGCUCACUUCCCCAGUGCCACUUUGCUGUCCUCUGACACUGUGCCAGCAAGGCUGUUAGUGGCACCUAUGUUAGGCCAAGCUUUGGCUUAUGUGCAUCCAGGAGACUAGCACAGGUUAAUGUAUCUUUGUAGGAUUCAUGAACUCAGUCUAAUUCAUGCAUGAACAUGAGUUCAUUUUAUUUUUUGAUCCAGCUUUUUUAGAAAUACCAAACCAUUGUGCAUAAUUUAGAGGAAUUAUUCCAUUCUUGUGUUUAGAAAGCUAAGUAUUUAUGUGUAGUCUAAAACAAAAAUUAGCGUGUGUUCUCUUAAUCUAAUGUGUGCAGUUGUACAUCUGUGGAUGAAUCCAUAACUUCCCAGAGGGGCUUUCCAUCUCCCAUGAACUGAUUCCCAGGCAGGAAAACCAAUAGGGAUAUCUGCGAUUUCUUUUGAGUAGACGUGGGAAAGAGCCCCUUGGAGUGUAGGGGAUUACCUGGGACAUUCAGUUCCUAUGACUCAUUGUGGGCAGUCCAUGUUCUGACACAGUGUGAGGAGAUGCCACAGCCACCCCUCCACACGAUGUAGGGACGUCUUGUGAGGAGGUUGAUCUGGGGGCUCAGGUGUGUCAGCCUGGAGAAUGAGAGAGGCCCUACCUGGGCCCAGGGAGAGGAGCCAGUGGCAUGGGCAGAGCAGCGUGGUGCUCCUUCCCUUCCAUCUUAAGGAGGCGGUGCCAGGAGCCUGUGCCCUCACCUCCACUCACAUGUUAGCAGACAUUUUGCUUUGGGGGUUGUCUCUGACACAUGCUGGAGCCUUGCCUCUCCAUUGCUAGAUGGAACCUGGAAUCUCUCAUCUACCUCUUAUGUCAAAUCAGUUUCUACAUGUGAGAAGCAAGCUGUGGGCCAGUGUCCUCGUACGUGCUGUAGCACUUAAAACAUAACGUCAAGGUUCCCUGGAAAACCAGUCCCAGGGUUCCUGUGAACUGUAGGUUCUACCUGGAUUAUAACUGGUUGGGUACCUGAAGUUUUGAUUGGUUAGCCUUAAUUGGCCUGGCAUGAUCAUGUAGACUCUUUUCUGGUGAUCGGAUCCUAAAGUUCUAUGAAGGCACCCAUGUCAGUGGUGCUAUGCUGGUCACAAUUUAAGAUUUUGAAAUAAAAAAUUUGUCACAUUCAUGCCUCCAAAUAUGUGUUUUUAUUUUGCUUGGUUUAUUAAAGUUGAAACCAAAAAGGGUAGUGUCUCUUUCUCUGCUAGCCCCACUUUGACUAGUACUUUUUUAAAAGCAAGCCUCGUAUGUUGUCCAUAACAUUGUUAUAUACCUUAAAUACAUAUAAUAAAAUUAUUUAAUUAAAAAAG
This is a messenger RNA of Carlito syrichta (Philippine tarsier), 4764 nucleotides long. It is a transcript of the gene ZBTB5, whose product is annotated as zinc finger and BTB domain containing 5. The transcript is spliced from 2 exons. Bases 117 to 2150 code for a protein of 677 amino acids. Gene Ontology annotation, molecular function: protein binding; RNA polymerase II cis-regulatory region sequence-specific DNA binding; DNA-binding transcription factor activity, RNA polymerase II-specific. Gene Ontology annotation, cellular component: nucleus. NCBI's taxonomy places the organism in Eukaryota, Metazoa, Chordata, Mammalia, Primates, Tarsiidae. The record is from RefSeq and is a predicted model, not a curated record. Gene Ontology annotation, biological process: regulation of transcription by RNA polymerase II.